UUCUCACUUCUCCGGUUCUGUGACAGAAGCCGAAGAUCAGAUGGCCGCCAAUCCGACGAGAGCGACCGGCCAGCCGGGCAAGAUGAAGAAGGAUGAGUCGCUGCUGGGAAAACUGGGAGGAACGUUAUCUCGCAAAAAGAAGCUGAAAGAAGUGAGUGACCUUCAGGAAGAGGGCAAGAACGCCAUCAACGCCCCCCUCCUAACCGGCGGCCCGGAGCUGCUCCCCGAGGACACCCUGCUUGAGGAAAAUGCAGAGAGGACCAUUCUAGACCCUACAUCCAGAGAAGACCUCAAUUUCAAAGACCUGCAGAAGGUUCUCAUUGACUGGAUCAACAGUGAACUGGAGGAGGACCGAAUCAUCGUAAAAGACCUUGAAGAAGAUCUGUAUGAUGGACAGGUGCUGCAGAAACUUUUUGAGAAGCUGUCGGGUAAUAAGCUGAAUGUGGCGGAGGUGACGCAGUCAGAGAUCGGGCAGAAGCAGAAACUGCAGACGGUUCUGGAAGCUGUUAAUGGCGUCCUCAGACCGCUGGAGUGGAACACGGAGUGGAGUGUCGACUCCAUCCACUCUAAGAGCCUGGUGUCCAUCGUGUACCUGUUGCUGGCGCUCGCCAUGUACUAUGCAGCUCCCAUCCGCUUACCUGAGCAUGUGUCCGUCCAGGUGAUCGUGGUCAAGAAAAAAGAGGGAAUCCUGCAGACUGCUCAUGUGACCAAACAACUCACAAGUACCACAACAGAAAUGAUGAUCGGAAAGUCAGAACGUGAUGCUUUCGACACCUUGUUGGAUCACGCACCUGACAAACUGAACGUAGUGAAAACUUCGCUGAUCACAUUUGUGAAUAAACACUUGAACAAACUGAACCUGGAGGUGACGGAGCUGGAAUCACAGUUUGCAGAUGGUGUCUAUCUGGUGUUGCUGAUGGGACUGUUGGAAAAUUACUUUGUGCCACUGUACAACUUCUACCUCACGCCAGAAAGCUUCGAACAGAAGGUGCAUAAUGUCGCAUUUGCUUUUGAGCUCAUGCAGGAUGGUGGAUUACAGAAACCCAAAGCUCGACCAGAAGAUGUGGUGAACUUGAAUCUGAAGUCGACUCUCAGGGUGCUAUACAACCUUUUCACCAACUACAAAAACUCAGAGUAACACUUGAAGAGAUCCGAGGAAGCUUGCGUCGUGCCUCACUGAUGACAUGCACACACAUCCCUUGUCUCUUUUGUAUGCUAGAAUGAAAUAUUUUGUAUAAUUUAGUUAAUUUAUGCCCAGAAUCGAAUGUAUUCAGCCUUAAUGAUCCGUCAGUGUAGCAGCUCAUUAAAAUAUUUUAUUUUGACUCACGUAAUCGAGGCCUGUCACUGCUUUAAGCACUACACACGAAACGACUGUUUGUCCUGGAAUGAUUCAUAAACCUGCACUGUGUAUUUUAUUUUAGUAGAAAUGCUGUAAUUAUUUCAAAUAAACAAGUGCUUUCUA
Rhinichthys klamathensis goyatoka is the source of this 1462-nucleotide messenger RNA. It is a transcript of the gene parvb, whose product is annotated as parvin, beta. Lineage: Eukaryota; Metazoa; Chordata; Actinopteri; Cypriniformes; Leuciscidae. Gene Ontology annotation, biological process: actin cytoskeleton organization; lamellipodium assembly; substrate adhesion-dependent cell spreading. The record is from RefSeq and is a predicted model, not a curated record. Gene Ontology annotation, molecular function: actin binding. Bases 41 to 1138 code for a protein of 365 amino acids. The transcript is spliced from 13 exons. Gene Ontology annotation, cellular component: cytoplasm; lamellipodium; actin cytoskeleton.